GCCGCUCUGGAUGGCCGGCCUGUCGAGAGUUCUUCGAGUGUCAACCCCGGGCGAGGUGUCAGACGAUAGAAAUCUCCUUCAUUUGGACGACCCCAAAGGCUCAUCCGCCUUUACGACAACGGACCUGAGAGAAGCUCGAGCUUACGGGAAUAUUGGAAAUAGGCACCAUCAUCCAAACUGGGGUUUGGUCGGCAAACUAGUCGCUUCUGCACAGCUUACAGGUCAACCUGCGAGUUUUGACAUCGGAAACACUUGGAUAGACAAUUUCCGAAUAUUCCUUGAGAUUGUUGAGAUGGUAUUGAUUGCCAACGAUGCGGCCGUGUCGAACAUGCCAGUUGCUUUGUUACCAAUUUCGACCACAUACUUUCUUUAUUGUCAGCCUUCAGGAGUGAUGCUC
This is a messenger RNA of Acaulospora colombiana, 397 nucleotides long. Lineage: Eukaryota; Fungi; Glomeromycota; Glomeromycetes; Diversisporales; Acaulosporaceae. The record is from the annotation of a GenBank genome assembly.